This is a messenger RNA of Chironomus riparius, 2083 nucleotides long. Lineage: Eukaryota; Metazoa; Arthropoda; Insecta; Diptera; Chironomidae. The record is from the annotation of a GenBank genome assembly.
CUCUCAUUUUCAUUCAGUGCACUUUUUGAAUUGAAAUAGUAAACACUAGUUAUUUUUGUAAAAUACAAUGUCGUUUGAAAUUAUUGGAGAUAAAGCUAACCCUCUUUCAAGUCUUCAAGUUAAACGAUUAGACGGCAAAUGGAAAAAUUUUCCUGCAUCAAUUUUACGUCCUUUACAUGCUGAAAAAUUAGACUCUUUUGUAAACUUUCCCGUCAGAUCAGAUGAUAUUUUUAUAUUAGGAUAUCCACGAUCAGGAACUUCAAGAUUGAUGGAAUUAGUUUGGAUAAUUGCUAAUGAUUGUGAUUUUGAGACAUUGUUGGAAUAUGAUGCUGAUGUGAGAACUGUUAGCUUUGAGAUCCCAGAAUGGAGUUUUGAAUGGCGCGAUAAAUUUUUGGCGAAAUCAUUCGAAGAAAUGAAAAGUCCAAGAUCCAUGAAAUGUCACCUUCCAGUUCAACUUUUGCCUGAUGAAUUCUGGACGAAAAAACCAAAAUCUUUUUACAUAAGUCGUGAUCCAAAGGAUGUUGCAGUCUCACAAUAUCACUUUACCAAUACAAUUCCGAUAAAUCCAAAAACAUUAGAGGAUUUUUUGGAUGAUUUUAUAGCUGAUAAGAUUCCUCAUGGUCCAUAUCGAGAGAAUAUGUGGAACUACAUGAACUUACCAGAUAAUGAAAAUAUUUGCUAUUUUACUUAUGAGGAAAUGUCUGGCGACUUAGAAGUUGAUGCUGUUUCUAUUCCAAGUGUUAGUGUUAAACGAUUAGAUGAUAAAUGGAAAAACUUUCCUGCAUCAAUUUUACUUCCAUUACAUGCUGAAAAGUUAGACUUUUUUGUAAACUUUCCCGUCAGAUCAGAUGAUAUUUUUAUAUUAGGAUAUCCACGGUCGGGAACUUCAAGAUUAAUGGAAUUAGUUUGGAUUAUUGCUAAUGAUUGUGAUUUUGAGACAUUGUUGGAAAAUGAUGCUGAUGUGAGAACUGUUAGCCUCGAGAUCCCAGAAUGGAGUUUUGAAUGGCGUGAUAAAUUUUUGGCGAAAUCUUUCGAAGAAAUGAAAAGUCCAAGAUCAAUAAAAUGUCACCUUCCAGUUCAACUUUUGCCUGAUGAGUUUUGGACGAAAAAACCAAAAUCUUUCUACAUAAGUCGUGAUCCAAAGGAUGUUGCAGUCUCACAAUAUCAUUUCGCUAAUUCAUUUUCAACCAAUUCAGGAAAAUUAGAGGAGUUUUUGGAUGACUUUAUGGCUGAUAAGAUUCCUCAUGGUCCAUAUCGAGAGAAUAUGUGGAACUACAUCAAUUUACCAGAUAAUGAAAAUAUUUGUUAUUUUACUUAUGAGGAAAUUUUGCCAUACCAUAGUGAGGCAUCAACAGUGUCCAUAAGAAAAUUCAAAAUUAAGAAACAAAAAAUGUCGGUCUUUAAAAUUGAAGAAAAAUCAUCAAGAACCGCUCCUCAAGUUACCGUAAAGCGUUUAGAUGACAAGUGGAAAAACUUUGCAGGCUCAACUUUGCCACCGCAAUAUGUUGAAAAAUUAGAAUCAUUUAAGAACUUUUCGGUAAGACCUGAUGAUGUCUUCAUAUUAGGGUUUCCAAGGUCUGGAACGACGAGAUUACAAGAAUUGGUUUGGAUCAUUGCAAAUGAUUUUGAUUUUGAGACACUGAUGGAAUAUGAUUGUGAUGCGAGGAUUGUGUUUUUUGAGACGCCUGAAUGGAGUUUCCAGCUUCGUCAAAAACCACUAGCAACAUCAUUUGAAGACAUGAAGAGUCCAAGAACAAUGAAAUGUCAUCUUCCAGUUCAACUACUUCCUGAUGAAGUUUGGACAAAGAAACCAAAGCUAUUGCACAUUUCACGUGAUCCAAAGGAUGUUGCUGUGUCUGAUUAUCAUCUAAUGAAGAACUUUUCUCCAACUCCAAUUAAACUUGAAGAUUUUUUGGAAGAUUUCUUAUCAGAUGCUUUGAUGUAUACGCCAUAUCGAGAGUACAUUUGGAACUACUUAAACUUACCAGAUUAUGAAAAUAUUUUGUAUUUGACUUAUGAGAAUAUGUCUGCUGAUUUAGAAGGAACUAUUCAAAAGAUCAGUCAUUUGAAUGUCAGUCACUGA